AUGGCGACUACGAUGAAAAACCUGGCGGCGCCGUACUCACCCUUCACUCACCCGCCCCUCACCAUGGACAAGCUUGAGGUCGGGUCGCUCUACAUCAUGAUCUCGGUCCCGCUGCCCAUCUAUCUCGGCCGCAAGAAGCACAGCUACGCGACCGCCCUGCCGGAGGACCCGGCCUUCCCCUUCAGCACCUACGAGCUCAUGAUCUCCGACGGCCUGUCCUCCGAAGAGUUCCACUGGGACCUCUACUGGCACACAUCCGACACCCCCGCUGGCGCCCUCAGCCCGGACGAUGAGGGCAGCGGCAGCCUCUACCGCCUCCGCCAGACCAGCACCUGCCCGCCGACCUACGCCUGCGAUCGCCUCGGUGUCGUCCGCGUACGCUCGCACUGCCGGCUCGUCGGCCUUGUGCGCGUCUUGCGCGCGCCCGCCGCCGUCGUCCCGCACCUGACAGACUAUCUCGACUGGAUGACGGUCGAGUCGGCGCGCGUCGCGGAGCGGAGCUACGUCUGGGCCACGAUGGCGUACUACCGCACGCGCCGCCACGUCCUCGGGCGCGACGGCGUGCGCGACCACAGCUUCCACCAGUUCGACAUCUCGCGCUUUACGGCGGAGCUGCUGUCUUUUGCGUACGGGGCGGUCCCAGACGCGUUGGCGCCGAGCGCGACGUUGGGCGUCAAGCUGGGCUUUCUCGACGAAGAAGAGGCUGCCGCGACGAGACGCAAGAGGGACGAGCUUCUGAGGAGGCAACGCGAGGAGUUUGGCGUCGUUGUGGCAUGUUGGUACCAGUGA
Messenger RNA from Colletotrichum graminicola M1.001, 789 nucleotides. RefSeq lists its product as uncharacterized. The coding region runs from base 1 to 789 and encodes 262 amino acids. NCBI's taxonomy places the organism in Eukaryota, Fungi, Ascomycota, Sordariomycetes, Glomerellales, Glomerellaceae. The transcript is spliced from 2 exons. The record is from RefSeq and is a predicted model, not a curated record.